GAGAGACUGUCGCCGCGGGCCGGAGUGUUCGUGUUUGUCUGCAUUUCGUAACAAAAAUGACUCUGGUCCAACUGUCAAGUGCUAAAUGCUUUGAAGGAUAUCAGAAGGUAUACGAACAUGACAGGUUGUUAUCAGCCAAAAUUGCUUGUAUGGGGAUGGAAAGUACCCGCUCCUCAAUGUUUUUCCAUUGAGCGUCAUAUGAUGGGUUGCACCAACAUAUCACAGCUCUCAACUGUGCUGCAAAAUAAUAAUCUCUAAGAGAAGCUCGGAAUUGAAAUGCAAGAUGCGGUUGGGAAUCUACCUGCCUCCAAAAUCAGAGAGUGCAAAAUGCCCAGUGUUGUAUUGGCUUUCAGGAUUAACCUGCACAGAACAGAAUUUCAUAACCAAAGCAUCCAGUCAGCAAACAGCCGCUGAACUGGGGCUCAUUAUCGUGGUACCAGACACCAGUCCUCGUGGCUGCAAUAUUCCUGGUGAGGAUGAUAGCUGGGACUUUGGUACAGGGGCUGGAUUUUAUGUAGAUUCCUCAGAGGAACCUUGGAAGGCCAACUACAGGAUGUACUCAUAUGUCACAGAGGAGUUGCCUUCACUCAUUGAAUCGAAUUUCCCUGUGAUCCCUGAUAAGAAGUCUAUCUUUGGCCACUCAAUGGGGGGUCAUGGAGCUCUAGUGUGUGCCUUGAAAAACCCUGGAAAGUACAAGUCUGUGUCAGCACUGUCUCCGAUCUGCAAUCCUGUGCAAUGCCCUUGGGGCCAGAAAGCAUUUAUUGGAUACCUAGGAUCUGAUAAAAGCAAAUGGGAGAUGUAUGAUGCCACCUGCUUGGUAAAAUCCUACUCGGGACCUCUCCUGGACAUUCUCAUUGACCAAGGAAAGGACGAUCAAUUCUUGGCUGCAGGGCAGUUGCUCCCUGAUAAUUUCAUCAAGGUGUGCACUGAAAAGAAGAUCCCUGUUGUUUUUCGGCUUCAGGAGGGAUAUGAUCACAGUUACUACUUCAUCGCAUCAUUUAUCAGAGACCACAUCAAGCACCAUGCGAAGUAUCUCAAUGCUUAGACACCAAAAUGAAUGGACAUCUAAGUUCUACCUUUCCAUCACAGAAGACGAUAGUUCAGUUGAUUCAGUUUGAUAACAUUUGCACUUCCUCCAUGUAGUGGCUGGCUGUAUUAUGCCACUUGCCACUCCCCCUAGUGGGAAAUCACUGUCAUUGAUUUGCUUUUGAAAUUGAUCAGUGUCAUUGUCAUGUGUAAAGGAACAGACACUCUCUGGAGUAAAGUCAAUUGAAACA
Messenger RNA from Hypanus sabinus (Atlantic stingray), 1277 nucleotides. RefSeq names its product esterase D/formylglutathione hydrolase (gene esd). The coding region runs from base 284 to 1045 and encodes 253 amino acids. The record is from RefSeq and is a predicted model, not a curated record. Gene Ontology annotation, biological process: formaldehyde catabolic process. Lineage: Eukaryota; Metazoa; Chordata; Chondrichthyes; Myliobatiformes; Dasyatidae. Gene Ontology annotation, cellular component: cytosol. The transcript is spliced from 10 exons. Gene Ontology annotation, molecular function: S-formylglutathione hydrolase activity.